AUGGCUACCCCCAGCGGCGACGACCAGCUCGCCACGUCGCUCCUACGCGCCGACCUCGUCCCUGGCUGCGCCUCCGGCCUCAUCCCCUCCGACUUCAAGCCCAGCACCGCGCUGGCCGUCGCCUACGACGGGAAGCAGGUCGAGCUCGGGAACCUGUUUCGCGCGUACGAGUGCAAGCUCGCGCCGUUUAUCAGCUUCGAGCCUGAGGUGCGGAGCUAUAUUCCCUUCUCCUCUCCCCUCUUCCCCAUCCAUCAGCGGCGUAAGGAGGCCGAGAGAGCCAACGUCCCGUCGAGCGCGUCCUACACGCUCAUGCUCGUGGACCCCGACGCGCCGACGCCCGAGGACCCCAAGUUUGCGUUCUGGCGGCACUGGGUGCUCCCCGGCCUGCAGCCCCUCGCGGGCGUCGACGGCGUCGUCGCGCAGACCAAGCCCGCCGUGACCGACUAUCUCGGCCCGGGGCCCAAGGAUUCGUCCAACCCGCACCGCUACCUCUUCCUGCUCUUCCGCGAGCCCGACGGCCUCGACCUCACCGAGGCGGACGUCGGCGGACACGAGUUUCCGCAGCGGCGCUCCUUUGACGCGCCUGCCUUUGUAGAACAGCACAAGCUCACCCUCGUUGCCGUAAACUGGAUGCGAGGCGCGGGAGACGGAUGGGCCGAGUAG
Molecule: messenger RNA, 663 nt
Organism: Purpureocillium lilacinum
Lineage: Eukaryota; Fungi; Ascomycota; Sordariomycetes; Hypocreales; Ophiocordycipitaceae
Source: RefSeq, a predicted model, not a curated record